AUGGAUUCCUGGAAGGAGGCCGAAAUCGCCGCCACCAGGCGUCGUGACGGCCCUGUGGGCCGUUUGAAAGAAAUCAGAGAGGGACAUUUCGCAGUAAGGGAGUGCGAGUUUUUCUGGGCUACCUCAGACGAAGAAGUCGCGCUCGCGUUCAAGGAGGCAAUGGAUCGUUCCAGUCGUCCGAGAGAAGGAGGGCCGGAAGGAAAAAAACCGGUAGCGGCCAAUUCCGAGAAGCGGGUCUGGCCCGCAGGCCUAGAAGAGGCGAAGCACACGGACACGCGGUUUGAAUUGGAUACUGGCGCAUCGCUGUCUAUUAUUGAUGAGAAGACUUGGCGUAAACUAGGCCGACCGCAGUUGCAGAAGGCGGAGGUGGCAGCAACGGCAUUUGAUAAUAAGCGCAUCACGUUCCAAGGCAAAUUUCCAUUACAUAUAAGUUCGCCGGCAAGGAGGCGAUGUUGGAUAUACAUGUAUUCAAGGAGGCGAGUCACUUUGUGUGGAAGAGACAUGAUUAGGAGGCUACAGAUUAAUUGUGGACCGCAUUAUGAGUUAGUGCACAAUGUGAAACAGAUGCCCAAUGUGGAAAUCAAAAAAGAAAUAGUGCGUGUCUUGGAUAGCAACAAGAGGUUGUUCCAAGAUGCUUUGGGCAAGUGCACAAUUGCAAGAGCCAAGUUCAAAUUUAAAAGUGAUCCAGUGGUGCCCAAAUUCUUAAGGGCGAGACCGGUACCUAUUGCGCUGAGGCCCCUAUGUAGUCCUGUAGGGACAGAGUGUUGGAGGGCCGGUCCGGGGCCGGGCCCCCGGCAACCGCGUGGUGCCCCGUCUGUGUUUGGGCCCAGCCCGGAUCGGCAAAUAGUCGUCUUAAUUCCUGUGCACCAGUGUCCUGCUACCCACCACUGUCAAACCGCCCCGAGCCGCACCACGGCCCGCGCGUCGUGGAACAGUGCCCUGUGGCGUUUGAAAGAAAUCAAGAGGGACAUAGAGAGAUCAGCAGAAGAGAGCGGAGUUUUUCUGCACCCAGACGAAGAAGCCGCUAGCGGUCAAGGAGGCAAUGGAGUCGUUCAGCGUCGAGAGGAAGGAGGGCCGGAAGAAGCCGGGACGGACCGAUCGAGGAGCGGGUCCGCCGAAGGGCCUAGAAGAGGCGAGGCCCACGGAAACGGCGGCCGGCGCGCCCGCAGGGCAGGAGAACGCCGAGGUCCUGGAAUUGGGCGCGCCGAGGACGUGGGCGGCGAGCGGUGUGGCGGGGCCCGCCGCCCAGGGAUGAAGACGGGAAUCGAGCUACGGGGACUCUCCGUCGCCUGGAAGAGUCAUUGCCGUGUCGAAGAGACGCUGAUGAGGAAGGAGCCUCUAAAAGACAUGCCCCUUGAAGGAUGA
Molecule: messenger RNA, 1365 nt
Organism: Ostertagia ostertagi
Lineage: Eukaryota; Metazoa; Nematoda; Chromadorea; Rhabditida; Trichostrongylidae
Source: the annotation of a GenBank genome assembly